AAAAUGGCGGCAUUCAGUAUACACCCCUGCUAAAGGCUCUCCCCCCCGGGCACCGGGGCCACCUCGCGCAGCGCUGCUUUUGCUUCUGCCGCUAACAGAUGGCAUGUGCCACUGUCGCUGCUGCUGCCCCUACCGCUGCCGCUGAGAGCAGGGCCCCUUAGCCUCUGGGUUUGCGCUAGCAGCAUAAGGUUCUGAAAAGUGCCUUUUCUGAAAACUCUGCUGCUUGGAUUCUACUCUAGAGCUGUCUCUUUAUAAACCUCUCUCCCUGCCAUACCGUUCCCAAACCUCUCCCCGCCCCCCGAGACCUGGUGUGCUUGUAGUUCACUGUCAGCAAUUUGUCCGUUUCUUUUUUUCUGUGAUUCUCAGUUUUCUUAGUCAUUUUCCCUCCCCUUGAUUUUGUAUCAAAACAUUUUUUGGGGUUCUAAUAUCCUUCCCAAUCUUAUUUUUUAAAGCUAAGAAAUAGGGAGAAAAACCUUUCUCCCCCCGCCGGCCCCCGAUCUGAGACCAUUCCACAAAUUGAAGGGCAGCCAGCAGCAUAUGCUUUUUGCAAAAAUAAUUGAAAACAUCAACUGGAGAGCACAGAGUUCUUUUGAAAGUCUGCCAGUUAUUGGAAGUAAAUUCGGCAAAGGAACAAAAUAAAACAUUCAAUAUUUUAACCUUUACAGUUGCCUUCUUAGGAGUUGGUCUCUAAUCUGAUUUUUAGUUAUUCCGAUAACAAUUUUUAUUUUAUGAUUGGCUUUUUGCUCAACUAGACCAGAUUUGACUUAAAUGAAGACCUAAAUACUAACAAAUAGACAUUUCACCAAAGCAAGCUGUUAUCUCUUCACAUUUAGCUUGAAUUCAUUUUUAAGCCUUUAGCAAUCGGCAGUAAUAUUGUUCUAAAGAGGGUGUACUUGAUUUUAAUUUUGCUUUCAAUAUGACGGCUGUCAAUGUUGCCCUGAUUCGCGAUACCAAGUGGCUGACUUUAGAAGUCUGUAGAGAAUUUCAGAGAGGAACUUGCUCUCGAGCUGAUGCAGAUUGCAAGUUUGCCCAUCCACCAAGAGUUUGCCAUGUGGAAAAUGGUCGAGUGGUGGCCUGUUUUGAUUCUCUAAAGACCAUUCCAGUUCAAGAAUGGAAACUUAUUAUUGUAAAGAUAAAGGGUCGGUGUACUCGAGAGAACUGCAAGUACCUUCACCCUCCUCCACACUUAAAGACGCAGCUGGAGAUUAAUGGACGGAACAAUCUGAUUCAACAGAAGACUGCCGCAGCCAUGUUCGCCCAGCAAAUGCAGCUUAUGCUCCAGAACGCUCAAAUGUCAUCACUUACUUCUUUUCCUAUGACACCAUCACUUGCAGCUAAUCCUGCCAUGGCUUUCAACCCUUACUUACCUCAUCCUGGGAUGGGCCUGGUUCCUGCCGAACUUCUACCAAACACACCUUUUCUGAUUGCUGGAAACCCACCUCUCGCAUUGCCAGGAGCUCCUGUUCCAAAAGUGAUGCGUUCAGAUAAACUGGAGGUUUGCCGAGAAUUUCAGCGUGGAAAUUGUACCCGUGGGGAGAACGAUUGCCGCUAUGCUCACCCUACAGAUGUUUCCAUGAUUGAAGCAAGUGAUAAUACUGUGACAAUCUGCAUGGAUUACAUCAAAGGUCGAUGCUCCCGGGAGAAAUGCAAGUACUUUCAUCCUCCUGCACACUUGCAAGCCAAACUCAAGGCAGCUCAUCACCAGAUGAACCAUUCAGCUGCCCCUGUGAUGGCUCUACACCCUGGUGCACUGCAACUGAUACCAAAGAGAUCGGCACUUGAAAAGACCAAUGGUGCCACCCCGGUCUUUAAUCCCAGUGUUUUCCACUGCCAACAAGCUCUGGCUAACCUACAGCUCCCACAGCCGGCAUUUUUCCCUGCAGGGCCAAUACUGUGCAUGGCACCCGCUUCAAGUAUUGUGCCCAUGAUGCACGGUGCUACACCUACCACUGUGUCUGCAACAGCAACACCUGCCACCAACGUUCCCUUCGCUGCAACAGCUACAGGCAAUCAGUUGAAGUUCUGAACAGCAGAAUUAUGGAGUAUCGGAAUCUCUCCGUGAGAACCUCUGUAUGGCCUUUCUACAUAUAUUCUCGUAUGUCCUCUUCUACCAACACAACAAUCAGUGUGGUGCAGUCAAUAUAUUAAGCAAAGCAAAGAUACUAGCCAAAAAAUUCAGAUAAAAAAAUAAAGCAUUAAAAAUCAA
Propithecus coquereli (Coquerel's sifaka) is the source of this 2206-nucleotide messenger RNA. RefSeq names its product muscleblind-like splicing regulator 3 (gene MBNL3). The record is from RefSeq and is a predicted model, not a curated record. The coding region runs from base 917 to 2026 and encodes 369 amino acids. Lineage: Eukaryota; Metazoa; Chordata; Mammalia; Primates; Indriidae. The transcript is spliced from 10 exons. Gene Ontology annotation, molecular function: metal ion binding.